AAGUGCGCUGUUGUAUGAUGGGAUCAGUGCGCGAGUUUUCUGCGCAUGUGCCGGACUAGCUGCUCAGGAUGCUGCUGUUGCUACUGUCGCCGCUGCUGCUGCUGCUACAAUGCUCGUUAACCAGUGGAGCCACCGAUCCCAUAUACCUGGUGACAGUCACAUCCCAGGCGGUGGGUGGCAGCACAGAGACUCUCUGUGCACAUGUCAAUGAGCCCAAAGAACCACUGUCUAUAGUGGUAACUUUGAGGACUGAUGAUCGCAACCUGACCAUUCUACAGCAGGGCUCCAUUAAAAAAGAUUUCUACAAAUGUGUCCGUUUUAAGGUCCCUGUAGUCACUGUGGAGUCUGUGGCAUCCGUCGAUGUUGUAAUCCGUGGGGACAAAUCACUGAACCUGAACAAAACCACUAAGAUCCUCAUAAAUCCCCCUUUUCAAAAUCUUCUUUUCAUCCAAUCAGACAGGCCUAUCUACAAGCCUGGGCAAACAAUUAAAAUUCGCAUUGUGUCUUUGGAUUCCAAUUUAUUGCCUCACAAUCAAGUGUUUCGAACUGUAGAACUCCAGGACCCUUAUUCAAAUCGCAUUGGUCAGUGGUUGAAUCGGACCACAAGUGUUGGCAUUUUGGAUUUGUCCUACUCCAUGUCUCCAGAAGCUGCUCAGGGUUACUACACGAUCAAUGCUUGGGAUGAUAAAAACCAACAAAUAUCACACGGCUUUGAAAUUAAAGAAUAUGUUCUUCCAAAAUAUGAAGUGAACAUCGAUUUUCCAUCUGUUAUAACCAACCAGGACAAAGAGGUCACUCUGAAAGUUUGUGCAAAAUACACUUAUGGCAAGCCUGUGCUGGGGUCUGUGAAUGCUGAAGUGUGUGGGCAGAGCUAUGGUUACUAUUGGAGGAGGAGACCUCUCCCUGAGAUGGUUAACGUAUGCAAGAAAUAUACAAUGAAGACUGACAAGACUGGCUGUGGGUCUCAGGUGAUAAAUGUGACAGAAUUUGGCUUGUCUUCAGGAGGAUCUUUCCAAGUGAAUUGUAACGUGGAAGAAUCUGGAACAGGGCUGACUAUGCAGGGAUCUACCUCCGCUGUGUUUACCAGUGAUUAUGUCAGUGUUCACUUUGAGGACACACCAGAUACAUACAGGCCUGGCAUGGCCUUUAAGGGAAAGGUUGUGGUCACUAAUUCACAGUCCAGUGUGAUGAAAAAUGUGCCGGUGAUUCUAUAUGCACAAUAUGGUGAAAAAAGUGUCAAUAUGACGUUGACGACAGACAUCAAUGGCACUGCCCGUUUCUCCUUUAACACUUCAAGUUGGUCAGAAUUACCCGUGGAAUUACGGGCCCAUCAUAAGGAGGGUAAAGAACCGAUGGAUUUUGAAGCUUAUAGAUAUUAUCCAUCAGGCUAUCACUACGUAAGACCCUUUCACUCCAAUAGCAAAAGUUUCCUGAUGUUGACGAAGGCUCCAGAGAAGCUCAGCUGUAACAGUGAUGCAACAGUGACGGCCAGUUACAUCAUCAGCAGCAGUGCGCUGAAAACAGGCCAGAAAACGCUGGAUUUCUUCUAUAUUGUCUUGUCCAGAGGCAGCAUGGUUCAAAAUGGUCGUCUGUCUGUGAACACCAGAAAAGAAAACAAAGGAGAACUGACAUUCACACUGAAGAAGACAGCAGCCCUAACUCCAUACGCUCAGGUGGUGGUUUACACAGUUCUCCCCAAUAGAGAAACUGUAGCAGACAGUAUGGACUUCCCCAUUGAAGAAUGUUUGCCAAACAAGGUGUCCUUACAGUUCUCGUCUCCCACCGCACUGCCUGGAGAGAAGACAUCUCUUAACCUGAAAGCCAAUCCAGGUUCCUUGUGCUCUGUGCGGGCCAUUGAUCAGAGUGUGCUGCUGUUGAGACCAGAGGCCGAGCUGGAUGCAGCUGCUGCCUUUAGAUUGUUACCAUUUCAGAGUUUGUCAGGUUACCCAUAUGAAGUUGACGAGUGGGAGCCUUACCCAUGCCUAUAUCCCUGGGAAGAGAUAAUCCCAUUUGCUGAGCCCGCAAGGCGCAAACGAUCCCUCUUUCGCCCUUACUAUGGCAACAGAAAUGAUGUCUACAACAUCUUUAGAGCAGUUGGAAUCAAAAUCGCUACAAACUCUGACAUAAAAGAACUUCGUAUUUGUCAAUAUGGGGAUAUGUCAAUAGGGGGACGAGAUGUUAUGGAAGACAUGAAAAUAGCCAGCUCGGGCAUUGGUUUGGAUCCAAAUGUGGAAAAACAUAGUGAGAAUAUGCGCAAAUUCUUUCCAGAAACCUGGAUAUGGGAUCUUAUAUCAGUGGGGCAAUCAGGAUCUGUAGACGUUGCAAAGACUGUCCCGGACGCCAUCACUAAAUGGGCAGCAGGGGCUUUCUGCACAUCCCGUGUCGGGUUUGGAGUGGCCCCCAAGACUAAUCUCACUGCUUUCAAGCCCUUCUUUGUGAGCCUCGCCCUCCCUUACUCUGUUAUCCGUGAGGAGACGUUCACUCUCAAAGCCACUGUAUUCAACUACCUCCCCAAAUGUAUCAUGGUGAAGGUCACACUGGCAGGCUCACCGCAGUUCACCGCUCAGCCGUGCAAAGACUGCACUUACACUCAGUGUGUUUGCUCUGAAGAAAGCCAAACCUUCCAGUGGAUUGUUACACCCUCUGAUCUCGGAAAGGUGAACAUUACAGUGCGCGCUGAAGCGGUGCAGAGCCGAGAACUGUGUGGAAAUGAAGUGGUGACUUUCCCGGACAAAGGCAGAAUUGAUACUGUGAUGCAGAGCAUUCUGGUGGCGGCAGAGGGAACUAAACAGUCAAUCUCUCAGAAUGAAGCCAUCUGUGUAACAGACUGUCCACAGGAGACAUCAGUCUCUCUCACUCUACCUAAAGUAUUUGUCAAGGAUUCUGCAAAAAGCUUCAUCACUGUUCUGGGUGAUCUGAUGGGUCGUGCUCUGAAGAACAUCGGUGAUCUUUUGGCUAUGCCGUACGGCUGUGGAGAGCAGAACAUGCUGAAUUUUGCCCCCAAUAUCUACAUCCUUCAGUACCUGGAAAGCAGUGGGCAGCUCACGCCUGAGAUUAAAAAACGAGCCAUAACCUUCCUGCAGAGCGGCUAUCAGGGACAGCUGAAAUACAAGCAUUAUGACGGAUCUUACAGUGCUUUUGGGACGAGCGAUCCUUCUGGUAAUACCUGGCUAACUGCAUUUGUUAUGAAGAGUUUUGGUGGGGCGAAGAAGUAUAUAUUUAUAGAUCAGACUAACAUCGAUCAGGCAAAGAACUGGCUGAAGCGACGUCAACAGGAGAAUGGCUGCUUCGCCUCUGUUGGGAAGCUUUACCACAUUGGAAUGAUGGGUGGUGUCAAUGAUGAAGUCACUCUCUCUGCAUAUAUCACCGCAGCACUGCUGGAGUUAGGUGUCCAGAAAACUGAUGAAAUGGUGGCAAAAAGCCUUGCAUGUCUGAAGCAAUCUUCCCUUAACAUUACCAACACUUAUGUGACUGCCUUGCUGUCCUACACAUUCACUCUUGCUGGAGAUGAACAGAUGAGGCAGAACCUCCUCUCUAAACUGGACAAGCAGGCCAAGAGAGAAGGUGUUGGACGAUAUUGGACUCUGACUAAUAAUGUGCAACCGACGGGCUCUGUGGAAGUAGAGACAAGUGCUUAUGUGUUGCUGGCGCUGCUCUCUGGACCCACACUGCCUGGAUUUGGACUGAACUACUCUGUUGGUAUAGUGCACUGGUUAACCAAGAACCAGAAUGCAUAUGGUGGCUUCUCCUCUACACAGGAUACUGUAGUAGCACUCCAGGCCCUUGCGAAGUACAGUGCUUCUACCUACAAUCCAGAAGGAUCCAUUACCGUAACCGUAACCUCCCCCUCAGGCCAGAAUAACCAGUUCACCGUGAACCAGAACAACCGUCUACUUUACCAGGAGAAACAACUGCAGGAAGCUACUGGCACAUACAAGCUCAGGGCCGAAGGCAAAGGCUGUGUGUUUGUGCAGUUUGCCUUGCACUACAAUAUCCCACCUCCUCCAGACUCUUUGGCCUUCAAAAUCAAUGCAAGUACUGGGGUUUGCAGCGACACAAGGAACCCAGCUUUUACAUUAACCACCACUGCUAGGUAUAGCGGCACACGAGCGGAGACCAACAUGGUGAUCAUUAACGUCAGGCUCCUGUCUGGGUAUAAGCCGGAUGAGACGUCUCUUCAGGCUCUGAGGGAAGACCCCACCAUCAAACGUCUGGAUCUGGAUGCAGAUCAUGUCUUUUUCUAUUUGGAUAGUCUGAAAAAGAAUCAGGUGAAGUCCAUUAGCCUGCAGCUCGCACAGGAAGUGCCGGUGCAGAACCUGAAACCAGCUGUAGUGAUCGUCUAUGACUACUACAAGAUCAGUGAAAUGUCUGUGACUGACUACACCUCACCAUGUGUAUAAAUACUACCGCGAUGAUCUGAAGUGCUGAUGGCUAAAGAACUGUACACUGGAAUAUAUGGCGAGACAAAUUUAAUACUGUCACUUUUUCUGAUCCUCUGUCAAUUUCUUGUAAUAAAAUCUUAUUGUUCUCUUAAAUCAAAAAUAAUGCAUUUCUGCAUUAUGCAUUUUAGUUGCUAUUAAACAGUUUGUCAGUUUCUA
Labeo rohita (rohu) is the source of this 4598-nucleotide messenger RNA. It is a transcript of the gene a2m1, whose product is annotated as alpha-2-macroglobulin-like protein 1. Lineage: Eukaryota; Metazoa; Chordata; Actinopteri; Cypriniformes; Cyprinidae. Gene Ontology annotation, molecular function: endopeptidase inhibitor activity. Gene Ontology annotation, cellular component: extracellular region. The record is from RefSeq and is a predicted model, not a curated record.